Molecule: messenger RNA, 1743 nt
Organism: Auxenochlorella protothecoides
Lineage: Eukaryota; Viridiplantae; Chlorophyta; Trebouxiophyceae; Chlorellales; Chlorellaceae
Product: Transcriptional activator Myb
Exons: 7
Coding region: 1-1743 (580 amino acids)
Biological process (GO): regulation of DNA-templated transcription
Cellular component (GO): nucleus
Molecular function (GO): DNA-binding transcription factor activity, RNA polymerase II-specific; RNA polymerase II cis-regulatory region sequence-specific DNA binding
Source: RefSeq, a predicted model, not a curated record
AUGCUACUGCCCAAUCGAACGGAAGCCCAGUGUUUCCAUCGCUGGCAAAAAGUGCUGAACCCUGAGGUCUGCAAGGGACCCUGGACGAAACAGGAAGACCAACUCAUUCUGAGGUUGGUCGACCAUUACGGUGCCAAGCAAUGGACCUUGGUGGCAGGCCACCUUCAGGGUCGGCUGGGGAAGCAGUGCCGGGAGCGCUGGCACAACCACCUGAACCCAGCCAUCAAGCACGGAAACUGGACGCGGGAAGAGGAUGAGGUUGUCGUCCGCUUCCAUGCCUGCCAUGGGAACCAGUGGGCUAAGCUAGCCCAGUUCGUUCCAGGGAGGACCGACAAUGCCUUGAAGAAUCAUUGGAACUCCACACUGCGGCGCAAGGUGGAGCAAGGGGAAUUCUUAGGCCUCAGGCCCUGGGUGGACCGACCAGGCGACAGUCAAGAUGAGGAUGGCUGCUCUCCCGCGAGCGACCAGCCGCCGAAUGCGACGGCGGGCGGGAGCGAGCCGCAGCCUGCCCAGGCCCCAGCCCUGCCUGCCCUGCCCGAUCCCAACCUGGACCCGCCCAUCAUCCUGCUGGGUCCAAGGCGCAGUGGCCGGCGCAGCAGCCUGGUGGUGGACCAGACUUUCUUUUCCCCGCCCAGCCAGCCCCAGGUGGAUGCCUGGGUGGCCGCGCCCACCGGCGACUUGCGGCUGCCCAGCGACUUUGUGCCAGACCUUGAUGAGCCAGACAGCGCGGCUGCCGGCCAGUGCGCCCCUGCUCCGAGUGUGGAGGAGAGGAAGCCCAGCUUCAGCUUCAGGACGCUGCCCAGGAGAGCCUCCGUGGGCGGCACCGGCCCCAGACCCGUGGCCAAGCCAUCUGCACGUCACAAGGCCCGCGGCAAGGUGGAAGCGGCGGCGAGCGACGAGGCCACGAGAGCCCCGCAGGCGAGCGGUGCUGGAUCCCGGUCCCGGCGACGCCGGCGCGAGAGCGCCGACGCCGGGCCGAAUCAGGAUGCCACGCAGCUGUCCGGGGAUGCGACGCGCGGAGCGACGGGGAUGAUGAUCGAGGGGCCUCUGCCGCCGGUCGCGCAUGCGGCAUACGGCGGGCCCAAGGCGGCGGCCGCCGCCCCCGGCGCCGCCGCGUCCCUCGCUCCGACUGUGACAGGCCCCCCGGGCUGCCAGACCCUCCCCCUGGCGCUGGGCGUGGUGCUGCUGCCGGUGGGGGGCGGCGGCUGCUCAGGACCUCCCACCCAGCAGCCCGCCUGCCCGGCCCCGGCCCUGGCUCAGGGCCCCGCCGCCCUGCUCUCGCUCAAGGCGCGGCUGUACCAGCUGGCGGCGGUGUCGCCGGAACAGGCGUGCCGCGACGCCCGGGGGGCGGAGGGCGAUGCGGGCGCGUGGGGGGCCCCGGAAGAGGGCUUCGAGGCGCCGCGCCCGGCCGCGGUCCUGCACCUGGCGCGGCGGCUGGAGGGGAGCAGCUGGCCCGGGGCCGACGGCGAGCGCCUGGGUGACAUGCAGAGGCGACCACCGUGCCCCGACGCAGCGAGCGGUGGCCCCGCGCCGCUUGCCCUCGACCCCUCCCUGCCCUCCUCGGUCCUGCGCGCGGCCGGGCUGGCGGCGGCGCUGGGCCAGGGCCUGCCCUGCACGGGCCCCACCUGCCAGGCCGACGCCCUCAGCUGCAUGCGGGCCGCGCUGUGGACGGGCGAGGAGCUCUUCGCCGCUGCCCGAGACCUGGACGGCGGCCGCUUCGCCGCCUCCCUGCUGAAUCACUGA